Messenger RNA from Camarhynchus parvulus, 4493 nucleotides. It is a transcript of the gene XBP1, whose product is annotated as X-box binding protein 1. The transcript has 5 exons. Lineage: Eukaryota; Metazoa; Chordata; Aves; Passeriformes; Thraupidae. The record is from RefSeq and is a predicted model, not a curated record. Gene Ontology annotation, cellular component: nucleus. Gene Ontology annotation, molecular function: RNA polymerase II transcription regulatory region sequence-specific DNA binding; DNA-binding transcription factor activity, RNA polymerase II-specific. The coding region runs from base 80 to 871 and encodes 263 amino acids.
AAUCCGGGCGGGGCGGCGGGGAGCGCAGUCGGCCGCGCUGGUGACGCGGGUGGCGUGUCCGCUGUCCCGCCGUGCCGCCAUGGCAGCGCUGCCCGGUGCCGCGGCCCCGCGGCUGCUCCUCAUCCCUAGCAAAGCGGCCGAGGCUCCCGGCACCGCGGCUGCCCGGCAUCUGUCCGUUGUCCUGCCGGCAGGAGCCGACCCCGGCCUCCCGGGGAUGGAGACCGCGCAGCCGGCCCGCAAGCGGCAGCGGCUCACGCAUCUGAGCCCGGAGGAGAAGGCGCUGCGCAGGAAGCUGAAGAACCGCGUGGCGGCCCAGAGUGCCCGCGACAGGAAGAAGGCGCGGAUGACAGAGCUGGAGCAGCAGGUGGUGGAGCUGGAGGAGGAGAACCAGAAGCUGCUGCGGGAGAACCAGCUCUUGCGGGAAAGGACGUGUGACCUCGCGCGGGAGAACCAGGAGCUCCGCUGCCGCCUGGGUUUGGAUGCUCUGAAGACGGAGGAGGAGGGUGACGAGUUCCAGGUUGUGAAGGAAUCCCAGGUGGAUGAAAUCAGAUUGGUGACCGGGUCCGCUGAGUCCGCAGCACUCAGACUACGUGUUCCUCUGCAGCAGGUGCAGGCCCAGCAGUCACCAUUUCUGAUAGUUUCCACAUGGAUUCUGAUGGCAGUGACUCUUCAGACUCUGAGUCUGAUGUCCUAUUGGGCUUUCUGGACAGUCUGGACCCAGAGUUGUUUCUCAAAUAUGCUGAUUCAGAGUCAACGUGCCUGGAAAAGCUGGAUGAAGAGAUCUCUGGAGAAACAAAUUCCAUACCAGCCGCCCUCUCUCCCUCUUUGGGGUCCCCAUCAGCCAAGCUGGAAGCCAUUAAUGAACUCAUAAGGUUUGAUCACGUGUAUACAAAACCCCUGGUAGUGGAGAUUCCUGUUGAAGUGGCCAACCAAACCAAUAUGCUAGUGAAAAUUGAGAAAGAAAAUCUCUCUUCAUCUGACAAGGCCAUCCCUGAAGUCCCAGUGUCUGUGAAGAAGGAACCUGUAGACAGCUUCAUGCCUGAACUGGGCUUUUCUCAUCUGCUUUCUUCUUGUCAUAGCCUUGAAGCCUCAAGCUACCUGUUGGAUGGCUGUAGUGACUCUGGGUAUGAAGGAUCCCUGUCUCCCUUCAGUGAUACGUCUUCUCCGCUUGGCACUGACCAUGCGUGGGAGGACAGCUUUGCCAAGGAACUCUUUCCCCAGCUCAUCAGUGUCUAACCUGGUAGUGUUAACUCCCUGGGAGCAACUGUCCUGGCAGGAAAUCAGUAAUGCCCCUUUGGGGGUGUAUGUGGGGAAAAUCAAGUCCAUUCAGAAAAGUGUUUCUCAUCUUUACCAUGCUAGUUGAUGGUAUGAAAAAGCCUGGGGUGUCCUGUCCUACCCUGGCUCCCCCCAGUCAGUGUUGGCUUAGGAGAGAGGCAGGUUUGUUUCUCAAUAACUUGCUCAUUCUCUGUGAACCUGAAAAUGUUUUGUUUUCCAGUUAAAAUUUUAACACCAAAAACUAAACUGGGAUAUUCAUGUAUAUGCAACUGGGCUAGACCUUAAUAGUCUCUAAGUCUUAAAGCUUCACUAAAUGCUUGUUUUCCAUUUGCUAUGUAGAGUUGCUUUGUCCAUUUAAUAUUUAACUGUAUUGGUGCAAUUAAAAUGCAGUGCAGCUCACUGACCCUGUUUUGCCUUAGAACUCACUGGGGAGGGGAGAGUAUCUGGGCCUUGGAGAAUUUAAGUUCAGGUCCCUCAGUGUCUCAUCCUGCCACAAUGCAUUGAGGAGCACUGCUCAUAAGGUGUCUGCAGCUGGAUGCUUCAGCAGUUCCCUUUUGGGGGCACUGGAUGUGGUAGACAGGUUUGUGUGAUAACUAGAGCAAAACCUUCAGCCUCUGUAAGGCAGGCAGGUAGCAGGAGCUUGAAGUCUGAAUAUUCAAAAGUCAGGGCAGUGGUGGCACCCUGGUGGCCAGUAAUGCUGUCCAAAAUUCUCAGUCUGAGGGGAGGUGAGACAGACACUGUGUGAAAACAGUUGCAGAUUCCCUAUUACCACAGGAAAGCCUGAAGCAUCAAAUGGACUUGUCAGGAGCUAAUUUCAAAUACCACAGCAGGACUUCUCAUUGUCCACAUCCAUUUGCUCUGGUAUCCAGUAUUUAUCACAAGAUUAAAAAAACUUGGAGAGACAGAAGAAAUUUUAUACUGAAAAUAAGAGAGCUGUUGCAGGUGUUAGCACAGCUGUGCUUGGUUUCAGUGCUAUUUCAUGUUUUGCAUUCAAUUUUGGCAAAAAUAACUUGGGGUAGGGAAGAAAGAAAACCAGAGAUGUUUCAGUCAGUAACAUUCAAGGUGACAGGACUGAUUUGGAUUACAAGCUUGAGUAACCUAGCUAAUAAUGAAGGAUUCCACCUGAAUAGUGGGUAGAAGUAAAGAUACAGCUGUGCAGCGUAACAAAUUUAGAUUGAAAAUCCAAGCAGUCAGAAGAAUAAGUUGCUUUACUUUCAAGGUGGAAAAUAGGGAUGACUGCAAGAGUAUCAAAUUGUUGCAUGUCCAAAAAAAAAAAAAAGUGAGGAUUUGAUCUGUAGUUUUGCAAUACAUUUGGUUAGCACCCUUUUAUGGAGCCCCAGCCCCUCCUGGCAACCAUGAGCAAGCCAUUUCAACAUCUAAAAAAUCCAAAGAAAAUUGUAUUACAUUCUCCUUUUCAUCACAGUAGGACAUGGGAUGUGCUUAACAUUUUGACCUUGUUAAGCAUACGAAACAGAAAUGUUCAAGGACGUGGUCUUUACACUGUUUUGCUUCCCCUUCUCAACAGCUCUAUCCUGACUUACUGCAAUCACUGGGUCCCACAACCAAGGUGUUAAUAGUUACUGAGACCUCUUCCACUAAAAACACAGAGCUAGUUCUUGUUUGGCAUCUGGAAGCCUACUACCAUUGAGAAUUCCUAUGAGCACUAGUAUUUUCUACUAGAAUCAAGUCCACUAACAUGGUACACAAAAAAAAGCAAGUCUUACCUUCCAAGAAAAUUACUAAAAUCUGGAUUUAAAACUCUUCUCAAACAUUCCUUAACUUUAAGAAUACCUAGCUUGCUUAGUUCUGAAUAGUUUUAUUCUGAAGUAAAAUAAAAGAUCUCAAAACAAGCUAUAGCAACACUUUAUUGGUACCCCUAUUGCUUUGUCAGAGGCCUAUGAGAGACUUAAAAUAACUUUUCCUUCCUGGCAGCUUUAGGUUUAUUCUAUUGUGCUGCUGGCUUCCCUUGUCCUGCUGAAUACUGUGGAGGAAAAAAGGGGCACGCCUUUGACAUAACAGAGAUAAAUUCAAAUCUUCUUAAGCCAGAAGAGUACUUUACUGUCCAGCUGAAGGACUGCACAUAGGCUCUCAAGGUUUUAUCACUCUUACCAGGAAUGAAACAGUCAUCUAAAAAAUAUUUUAGAAAAUUUAUUGAAAAUUGACAUACAAAGGGUGAUUUGGUCCCAAGAGAAGACAGACCAGAAUCAGAUCUUUCAUAUUUCAAAAUAAUGUUUUUCCUAAUACUGCGUUGCGUUUGCCAUCCUGUCUGUGAACAGCAUUAAUAAAAGUCUUUUAAUGAAGACAACAACAAAUGAAACUCACAAAUACAGAAGUCUGUAAAUGCCCACAGCUUGAUCUCUCAUCCAAUCACCCUCUCCAAGUGAUUGCUGUAGCAAGGAUCUUGCUCAGUGCUCCUGUCACUUGGUUCCCACUCUUCCAUCAAUUUAAGCAACUCAACCCCUCUGUCUCCUAUCACCAGGGCAGAAAUGCAUUGUGAAAAAAUGAAAGCAAAUGUUUUCUAUCAAAGCAAACUUGUCAGACAAUUUUUUUCUCCAUCUCAGUCUUUGUCAACAGUGCACCACUCUAUUCUUGUUUUAAUGGCAGGUAACAGGUCAGUGAUGCCCUAUUGGCAUUGAAUUAAGAGGAUAAACACCUCUGAAAGUCAACCUUUGGUACAAACCUAGCAGGAAAAAAAGUAUGCUUAAAAGCCAUCUACAACAAAUUCUGCAAAUCUGAUAUGCAAUUUGGUGUUUUUAAGAGAAAAACAACUGCAUGAAUUUAUGUAUUUAGGCCUCCCAGAGUUGUUUUUUUUUUACAUCUUCUGUUGCAGUUUCAAUGUUGCUGAGAUGGUUUCAUAACAUUUUUGAAAUUUUUAUCCAUUUUUUUCAAUUUAUUUAGGAUUCAGAGCUUUCACCUAAAAUACUUUAACUAUAAUCCAGCAAGCUGAAAACCAGUCACUUACUUGGAGGCAUCACAUUUUCUACCUGCAGUGACUACAGCCUUCUCCAAACUGACUGCUUUAUGUUCUACUCAACCACUGGCGCACAUCAAAGGCUGUAGGUUUUGAAAGAUGUUCAGCAGCUUAAUUAAUACAUAAGAAAUUUUACACAGUUCAUGCAAAAGAUUUAUAGCAGGCCCUGAAAUUAAAUUAGGCAUUAUAGCAAGAUGGGCUGCACAUGUUCUUUAACUUAAUAAACCUUCCAGAAUGGCACAGGUGU